Molecule: messenger RNA, 1434 nt
Organism: Indicator indicator
Lineage: Eukaryota; Metazoa; Chordata; Aves; Piciformes; Indicatoridae
Product: bactericidal permeability-increasing protein-like
Exons: 15
Coding region: 1-1434 (477 amino acids)
Biological process (GO): defense response to Gram-negative bacterium; innate immune response; lipopolysaccharide-mediated signaling pathway
Molecular function (GO): lipopolysaccharide binding
Source: RefSeq, a predicted model, not a curated record
AUGGGAGUGCAGAAACUGGCAGUGGCUUGCAGGGUGCUGGCUUUGUGCCUAGCCACCAUUGAGGCCACCAACCCUGGCUUCGUGGUGAGGAUCACCCAGGCUGGCUUGGACUAUGCCCAUCAGCACGGGAUCAAGGUCCUGGAGAAGGAGCUGGGCCAGCUGAAGCUGCAGGACAUCUCGGGAGACUUUCGUAUCCUACGUGUGGGGAAGGUUCGCUAUGAGAUCUCCAGGCUGCACCUCCGCAGCUUCCAGCUGCCACACUCCUACAUCUCCCUGGUGCCCAACGUGGGGCUGCAGGUCUCCAUCUCCAAUGCCUUUGCUGAGCUGGAUGGGAACUGGAGAGUGAAGGUCUACUUCAUCCAGGACCAUGGCUCCUUUGACCUGAAGGUGGAGAAUGUCUACAUCAAAAUCGACCUGCAGCUGGGCAGUGACACCCUGGGGAAGCCUACCACAGACACCUCUGCCUGCAGCACUCGCAUCUCCAAAGUCCGCGUCCACUUCUCGGGCAAGCUUGGGUGGCUUUACAACCUCUUCCAUGGUGCUGUGGAGUCCAGGCUCCGGAAGCUCUUGGAGACACAGGUGUGUGAGAUCGUGGCCAAGGCUGUGCGCAGGGAGCUCCAGCCUUACCUCCGCACCCUGCCAGUCACAGCCAAGAUAGAUGCCAAGACUGGGAUCGAUUACUCCUUGGUGGCACCACCAACGGCUACUGCCCGGUCCCUGGAUGUGGACCUGAAGGGUGAAUUCUUCUCCCUGGCCCACCGCUCUGCUGUCCCCUUCUCUCCACUGCCACUGGCCUUGCCCCCAGACCACAACCACAUGGUUUACUUUGGAGCCUCCAGCUACUUCUUCAACACCGCUGCCUUCGCCUACCACGCAGCCGGGGCGCUGGUCUUCAACGUCACGGAGGCUGUGAUCCCAAAGGGAGUCCACCUGAACACCACCACCUUCUCAGCCUUCAUUCCCCAGCUGGAGGGGAUGUACCCCAACACACCCAUGACAUUCAGGCUGUCAGCCCCCUCUGCCCCCUUCCUGAGCAUCGGGCCACAGGGGCUCUCCCUCCAGCCCGUGGUGGACGUCCAGGCUUAUGCCGUCCUGCCCUGCUCCGAAUCAGUUCCUCUCUUCCUCCUCAGCCUGACAGGGAACGUGUCAGCUGUCAUCGACGUGAGAUCUGGCCACAUAGUUGGGAGCCUGGACGUGGGCAGGAUAAAGUUCACCCUGAAGCAAUCAAAUGUUGGCUCUUUCAAGGUGCGGCAGCUGCAGUCCCUAGUGAACACCAUUGCUUCCGCCAUCGUCAUCCCGCGUCUUAACGAGAGGUUAAAUGAGGGAUUCCCUCUGCCGCUGCCGGAAAGGAUACAGCUCUCCAAGAUCCUUGUCAGGUUUCACCAGAAUUUUCUGAUGCUGGGAGCAGACGUCCGCUACCAGCCCCGGGGAUGA